This is a messenger RNA of Rhinichthys klamathensis goyatoka, 1019 nucleotides long. Its product is annotated as urokinase plasminogen activator surface receptor. Bases 127 to 528 code for a protein of 133 amino acids. Lineage: Eukaryota; Metazoa; Chordata; Actinopteri; Cypriniformes; Leuciscidae. The transcript has 4 exons. The record is from RefSeq and is a predicted model, not a curated record.
UGCAUACAAAGUUUAAUAACCUGUCCAUCUCGUUGUGGCUCCAAGACCACAAACGUAUACGCAUAUGGCAGAAAAAUAGGCAGUAGCAGCACGAAGACCUGCGGAGAUGUGUGUGUUAAUGGGAGCAUGAGUUCUGGACAAAGCAAAGUGACCCUUAACUCCCAAUGCUGUAAUGCAGAGUUAUGCAACUCUCAAAAUGCACCAGACUUGCCACAACAGUCUCUAAACGGGAAGCAAUGUUUCACCUGCAAUGGCACUGACUGCUCAAAACCGUUGGCUUGUGAGGGUGAUGAGACUCAGUGCUUUAUUACUACAGUUGACAUCAGUGGCAAGAAGGAGACCACAAAAGGAUGUUCAAGCAAGAUGUUCUGUGGGCUCAACGCAACACAAUCUCUGGGAUUACCCGUUCAGGGCUUUGGCUUUGGCGUUUACAUGAAAUGCUGUGAGGGAAACCUGUGUAACGCUGCUCGUGGCUUGAGAGUGUAUUUUGUGAUGCUGGUACCUCUUCUCUCUCUGUUUGUGUUCUGAUACAUGAUUUCAACAACCAACAAUUUCCUUUGCAAAACAUUUGUAAUCUAAUGCAAUGACUUCAAUACAUUUUAAUGUUUGGUUUGGUUUUGGGACCAGUUUCUUGUGUUUUGGAAGUUGGCUGUCUGAAUAAGCCUCCGGUGAUUCACAACAAGUUUUUUUUUUUUUUAUCUGUCAAUAAACAGGAGGAGAUGGAGACCUGAUGGUGGAGGAAAUUGUAUAAGAAACACUUAUUUACUUUUUAAACUGUUCAAAAUGUUCUUGUUUUUCAUGUGACCAUCUUUAUGUAUAACUUUUGUAAAUAGUUUCAUAGCAUUCUACACUGUAAAAAAGAAAGAAAGUUGCAGCUGCCUUAAAUUUUUAAGUACAAUCAACUUGGAUGUUUAAGUCAUUUAAACUUAAAUUACAUUAAACUGACUUAAAUGAGUUGAAUCUUGUAUAACUUAAAAAAAGUUGAAAAUUGCUUAACUUAUUUUAAUGAGUUAAAGCGA